Messenger RNA from Cladophialophora yegresii CBS 114405, 747 nucleotides. RefSeq lists its product as uncharacterized. The transcript has a single exon. Bases 1 to 747 code for a protein of 248 amino acids. The record is from RefSeq and is a predicted model, not a curated record. NCBI's taxonomy places the organism in Eukaryota, Fungi, Ascomycota, Eurotiomycetes, Chaetothyriales, Herpotrichiellaceae.
AUGAGGAAACCGUCUAUUCCAGAGUUGAUUUACCAAAAGACCUUUCCCAAGCCGAAGCAAGGCGAUCCAGUCUCGUUCUAUGCACAUGUCCAACGGUACAUUGUGGGUGAGGUCCGCGUUGAAGUCCAGAAUUUCUACGGUGCCCUCGAUACCCUAGAAGCCCAAUACCCCGGUCUCGACUACUGCUUUCCCCCUCAUCGUCGCCGACUAUCGAGAUAUCCCUGGCACAGACGCCUGUUCCGUGUGUUCGAUGAAUUGGGCUUGACCGAGGACGAGAUAUUGAAUCUAUGCCAAUGGGAGGGGACCAGAGCUGCGAAGGAAAGAUACGAGCGAGAGGCAGGAGUGCAAGUAAGAACGACCACUGCCGAUGAGGUCGUGGCAGCGUCUCCGGGGAACGCUCCAGUUGCCACCUUUGAGGAUUGGUCUCGGCCAGCUGCCGUGGGUUCCACAUCUUUGAGCAACCAUACGUCAAUUGGGACCCUAGGGAAAGAGGCAGACAAGUGUGGUGACGUCGAAGACCCUCCGUCACCACCCGAAGAUGAUAUCGACCUGCUACGGGCCGCCAUACAAUCUCGCAUCCGAGGUGGCUCGAUGUCCCUCAAUCACGCUCGGGAGCAGUGGCUGAAGGAGAUCCUGGACCGGCGUGACGAGAUCGACGUGGAUGAAAUCAUGGCCGCAAUCUUUAACUUUGGAGCCCGAGACCAUCCUCCAGAGAUGACAAGAUCCCAAACAGAAGCAGCCAGGUGA